Messenger RNA from Ectocarpus sp. CCAP 1310/34, 1296 nucleotides. The record is from the annotation of a GenBank genome assembly. NCBI's taxonomy places the organism in Eukaryota, Phaeophyceae, Ectocarpales, Ectocarpaceae.
UGCUGUGUUUCCCUGUCUUGUUUGUUUGGACCUGUAACCGUAAAGCGUCCCGUACCUCCCUGUCUCUUUUGCUUUGACCUGUGACCGUAAGCGUCACGUGUUGCCCUGUCCCUUUUAUGUUUUAACCACAAGAUGUUGAGCUUCGAAGAGGCGCGGACCGCCCUGGCGUCUUCUGAGUACCCUCUGUUCGUGCAGUUCUGCCGCCCGCCCCUGGUGUUCAGCACCGAGCCCGAGUACCCUGCGGUGAAGCUUCUGUCUAACCUCGUCUUGACCAACCGUGCCAUGGAGAAGGUCGAUGGGGAGUUCAGGUGUGGGACCUUAAUCUCCGAAGACGGGAGCUCUCGCUGGCUGCUCUCAACAACAGCCGUCCCUGCCUCCAUACCAGACCUGGGCACCAAGAUGGAAGUAAACCUGUUGGACUAUCACGUGGUCGGCUUGUACCUUCUGACGUCAGAGGAGCCCACCCAGCCGCGGGCCCGCUUGCGGGACGGCAUCAUCCACCACGCCGUACGUACAUUUUUGAUGUCUCAUAUUCCCGCACCGUUGUAUGUAUCUAACAACCUACAUAUCGGCGGGCUGUUUCGACGUGUUGGGACCCGCCAGGCAAUGUCCCUACUGAGAGACCACCCUAGCCAGGAUGUUCUCCUGUUCGUGCACGGCUUCAACACCACGUUCAACUACGGGAUCCGAGCCAGUGCCGUGAAGGGGCGCGCUCUGAGAAAGCCGCUGACGGUGUGCCUGGCGUGGCCGUCGAACCCCCCCGGGGAGGGUGCGGGGUGGCUCAUCAAGCGGGUGAUGUCGACCUAUGAGAGGAGGUACACGUAUUGCGAACACAACAUGCAUGCAUCCAUCUUCCUCUUCCUACAGGCGGCCUUGGAGGUGAAAGCGGCCGCAGAUGCCUCGGGCAAGUUGAUGUGCUGGAAGGGCCACUCGAUGGGGUGCUACUUGCUUCUUAACGUUGUGGACAGGCUGCGUUGGAAGGGCGAGGACAUGCAGGCUCUAUUCAGGGAGGUCAUCCUUGAUGCCCCCGACGUGCCCACCUGGUUCUUCAGAUCAAUGGUCAAGGUGCUUGCGGAGAACGGGGUGAACGUGGUGCACUACUUCAACCCGUUGGACAACGCCAUCCAGGCCUCUUGCCACAGAAGGGCGUUGCAGAGACCAGUGCCUGGACAGGAUGCUAUCGUGACCCACCCGAUCGUACAGGGUGUGCUUUGCGACAAGAGCUACAGGCAAGCACUUAAGCAUGCAUGCAUGCGCCAUCGUGGCCAGUUAGUGGUAACCCCCUCUCGUGUGUAG